AUGUCUGCUAAAGCCGAAAAGAAACCAGCCUCUAAAGCCCCAGCUGAAAAGAAGCCAGCUGCUAAGAAAACUUCUACUUCCACUGAUGGUAAGAAGAGAAGCAAGGCUAGAAAGGAAACAUACUCUUCUUAUAUUUACAAGGUUUUGAAGCAAACUCACCCAGACACUGGUAUUUCACAAAAGUCCAUGUCUAUUCUAAACUCUUUCGUCAACGAUAUCUUUGAAAGAAUUGCUACUGAAGCUUCUAAAUUGGCGGCCUACAACAAGAAGUCUACUAUUUCUGCCAGAGAAAUUCAAACCGCUGUUAGAUUGAUCUUACCAGGUGAAUUGGCUAAGCAUGCUGUCUCUGAAGGUACUAGAGCUGUUACUAAGUACUCUUCCUCUACUCAAGCAUAA
Molecule: messenger RNA, 396 nt
Organism: Saccharomyces mikatae IFO 1815
Lineage: Eukaryota; Fungi; Ascomycota; Saccharomycetes; Saccharomycetales; Saccharomycetaceae
Gene: HTB1
Product: histone H2B
Exons: 1
Coding region: 1-396 (131 amino acids)
Biological process (GO): nucleosome assembly
Cellular component (GO): nucleosome
Molecular function (GO): structural constituent of chromatin; DNA binding; protein heterodimerization activity
Source: RefSeq, a predicted model, not a curated record